AUGAGGGAACUCCCGACCAGCCGCCCGGCCCCCUGGCACCUGCGCUACCCAACACACCUUCAGGGCCGUAACUUGCACCCCCUUGACCUUGCGGCUGAAUCUGAGAGGGAGAGUAGAUUGAGAGAUAGGGAGCGACAGAGACACAUAGACAAACCAUACAGACUGACAGAAGACACACAAAACACAGAGACAGAGAGGUUCGCGAGUGACGUGGAGCUGAUGUGUGGCUCGCGGCCGUCCCUGUACUGGUUGGUGUGCUGGAAGGUGGUGUCCCCGCUUCUCAUGGUCACCAUCCUCGCCUCCUCCGUCGUCAAGAUGGCGGUGGAGGGGAGCACGUACCUGGCGUGGGAUGCCGAGGUGGGGGAAAGCGUCCAGAGACAAUGGCCAGGGUGGGCGUUGGUGCUGGCGGGCCUGCUCGUCUUCAUCCCCCUCAUGUGGAUAUUCAUCGUACCCAUCGCUAAUCUCCUCGGGUUCCCUAUGCUGUCGGAGGAAGAGCCGGCCUGGUUCCCUGAGAAGGAGCUAAGGAGCGCCCAGGACAUCACCCCCCAGCGCUUCACAGCCCUCGAACGCGCCCUCCUGUGUCUGUCUGUGUCCACGGAGUCCCUUAGGUCCACCGAUGACGAAACAACUGGAAGAAGCGACGGAGGAGGUGGAGGUGGAGGUGGAGGUGGAGGAGGUAGUGGUGGAGGUGGAGGAGGAAGAGGGCACAAGAGGAAGGAACGAGGAGGAGGAAGCAACGGAGGAGAGAUGCCCACAGUAGGAUCCCAAGUCCCUCUCCUUCCUUCCAAGAGAUCGGAUUCCAUAAAGUCCUUCACCUCCAUCGGCUCAGCAUCCUCCGCUAACGUGAUCAAGAUUGGAGGAGGAGGAGGAGGAGGUGGAGGGGGAGGAAGUGGAGAAGGAGGAGAUGACAAGGAUGACAAACAGCAGCAUUCCAGGAGUAAGAGUGAAGAGAAGAACAAGAGGAAAGCUGAUAAAGGAGGAAACAGGAAGAGUAUGUAAAGAGAAAGAGGAAGAGGAAAAGGAAGAAGAAAGAGGGAACUGAUGGAACAAGAAAAGGUCAAGAGUAUAAAGUAAGAGUAACGAGAAGAACAAGAGGAAAGCUGGUAAAGGAGGAAACAGAAAGAGUAUGUAAAGAGGAAGAGGAAGAGGAAAAAAUGAAGUGAUGGGUCAAGAAAAGGUCACUGAUUUAGAGGAGUGAAGAGGAGAAGAACAAGACGAGGACUGAGAAAUAGGAAAAACAGAAGAUUUUAUAAAGAAGCAGAGGAAGAGGAGAAAGAGAAGUGAUGGGACAAGAAAUGGCUCAAGAAUAUAAAGAGUACGGGUGACGGGAAGAAGAAGAAGAGGAAAGUUGAUUAUGGAGGAAAUAGAAAACGUAAAAUAGUAUUGAAAAAGGAAGAGGAAGAAGAGAAAAUGUGACGAGGAAAGGGAGAAUAAAAGGUACAAGAAUAUAAGGAAUAAAAAUUAAGAGAAAACGAACAAGAGGAAAUCUGAGAAAGAAAGACACAAGAAGAGUAUGAAAUGAGAAAGAGGAAGAGGAAAAAGAGAAGAGCAAAAAGCAAUAAUUCUGAAGCUAAAGAAGAUGGUGAGAGAGGAAAAGGUAAAAAGUUUAAAAAGUAAAAAUAACGAAAAGAAGAAAAGGUGAGAAUAAAGGAAACAAGAAUAUGUGAUGAAAAAGAAGAGAGGAGGUAAAGAAGAGUAAAAAGCAAUAAUCGUACAACAAACAUGAAUAAGAAGCGAAGAAAAGAAGGAACUGCAAUAAGAUGACGAGACGGUACAAAGUGAAGAGGUUAAAUGAAAGAGAAAGAAGAAACAGAAGAAGAGGAUAACAGAAGAAGCAAUAAAGAUAGAGAUAAAGAUAGAGAGAUAAAACAAAGAUAAAGCAGACCAUAAAGAGGAGGAAUGCAGAAGGAUAAAGGAGAUACUGAUAAAGAUACUGAUAAAAGAGAGGGCAAAGAAAGAAUAGUCUCCACAAACAAAGGGAAGAUAAGAAUGAAGAAAGAGACAACAAAAACAAAGAAAUAAAAGGAAAACAAAAAGAAGGAAUAAUAAAUAAACGAAAAGAAAACAAAAGAGUAGAGAAUAUAGAUAACAAAAGAUAGAGUAGCAAUAUAUAUAAAUUAUUCAUAUAUAUUAUAUACUCUCAAACACACACACACACACACACACACACACACACACACACACACACACACACACACACA
Molecule: messenger RNA, 2201 nt
Organism: Eriocheir sinensis (Chinese mitten crab)
Lineage: Eukaryota; Metazoa; Arthropoda; Malacostraca; Decapoda; Varunidae
Exons: 6
Coding region: 1-999 (332 amino acids)
Biological process (GO): sodium ion transmembrane transport
Cellular component (GO): membrane
Source: RefSeq, a predicted model, not a curated record